Aphis gossypii (cotton aphid) is the source of this 2289-nucleotide messenger RNA. RefSeq lists its product as uncharacterized. The transcript is spliced from 3 exons. The record is from RefSeq and is a predicted model, not a curated record. Lineage: Eukaryota; Metazoa; Arthropoda; Insecta; Hemiptera; Aphididae. Bases 209 to 922 code for a protein of 237 amino acids.
GUGGCCAUCAUCUAAAUUUUGUACACUCUUAUUUCGGCUUCUACGGCAAACAAGAUUUUCAGUAGAAAACUAACUAAAACGAAAUUAAUGAAAUUAUUUUGAUGGAAACGUGGAAUCAGUAAAUAUUCAAUUUGGUGGAAAAGGCCAAUGGAAAAGAUACGUAGAUUUAUGGCAGAACACUGAAAACGUAUUAUGCCUGUUGUUAUAGAUGUCCGACCAGCAGGGAGACGACGGCAGCGAGUGGAGAAAAUCGUUGCCCCGACUCUCUGGGUCGGAUAAUCCGCUGUGCACGCCAAAGCAGAUCAAAAACUCAACUCUAGACGAAUUGCGCCAGGACGAGAGACUGUGGAUAGCGUACGAGAGGGGCUGGUGCGAUUUGUUGCAGUCAUUCAUGAACAUGCAGCUGAUGCAAGCGGAAACGUCGUUUAUGUUACCUGAACUUGCAAGGCCUGGGACACUGGACCCCACAGGUGCUGCAGGCUCCGAUACAAAUGGCACAGCAGCGAAUGCAUCUAAUUCGGAAAUUGUAUCGAGUGAAAAUCCGAUGAAUACAUCAGCUGUAGCUAAAGUGACGGACAAGUUGAGUAAAUCAGGCACUGGGCAUUUGCCGGAUGCAGUGGCUAGUGUAACUGUGCCAGAAAACUGUUCGCCCGAACGGAUUGACGUUCACGCUCCCGAGUCGCGUAUAAAGCGAACAUACAAAUAUGCUGAUGUUCGCCUAUGCGAAUUCCAAGGACUUGGGCCACAUGAUAUACAGCAAGUGUCGCAGGAAAACGAAGUCUGCGAAUCCAAAGUGAUUAGUGAUUUGGGCGUGAUUGAGCAGUUGUCAGCGAUCAGAAUCAAGAUCACGACACCAGAAGCAACAGAGUUCGAACUCACCGAUAUAUUCGAUGAAGAUGAGAAGCAAAGCGCUGACGAGUAAUGUUUUCCUACUAAAAAAUAAAUUUUAUACAAUAUACCUAAUAUUAUAAUAAUCAGUUAUUUAAAAACAUUGUAAUCAAGACUUGGAAGUUAAAGCACUAAAAUAGUUACUUUUUAGUACUUAAAUAUUAAUUUAAAAAUACAAAUAUGAAAAAAUCGGUUUAUAUUUUUCUGUACGUAUUAGAUAAAUAAUAAUAUAUGUAGUCACUACUCAGGAACUACAACUGUUUCAUUACUUACUAGAUGUUCUAUAUAUUUUUAUUUAUUUCAACUGUAAUUUUAAAUAAUUUUUUAAAUGAGCAAAUAUAAAAAAAAAAUGUUUUAUUUCAUUCUUAUAUGAAAUGAUUUAUAAAAAUAACACUUUUAAUAAAUUCUAAAUGGACAUCAUUUUAAAUACUUAACAUGUUUUAGAAGAUACACUAAGAAUUAAAACUUACAAAAAAAAAAUGCAAAUGCUAAAACUUCCGAGGACUGGAUUUAUUAUAUUAUAUUAUUAUUAUAACAAAUAGAGUGUAGCUGUUCUUUUCGAAAUCUCAUGUCAUUUCAUUUUGAGUAUAAUAAUGUACUGCAGAAAUAUAUUAUUAGUAUUUGACAAAACAUAUUAUACAUCCAAAACAAAUUAUUAUUGUUAUAAUUAUUUUUAAUUAUAUUAUAUUAUUCCUAUUUUUCAUUGACAUAAUAAUACUAUAUUACGCACAGUUAUACGUGCUGUAGCUCACACACGUAUUAUUAAGUGUAAUAAAUAUAAUAUGUCGUGUACAUUUUUCAAACUUUAUUAAAAAUAAACUUAACAUUAUUAUUAAAAAGUAUUCAUUAUAUAUUUAACCUACAAAUAAGUAUUACAUUGUCCUGUAACCACUAAAGAAUAUGUUUUUAAAUAGAGGAUAAACAAAAUUAUAAUAUAUAUAAUUUGGUUAUCAUAAGCUAUAGGUAAACAUUAUUCAAUUUACGUACUUCCCAUUGUUGAAUUUGGCAUCGGGAAAAUAUUAUAGAUAAUUACGAAAAUAUUUUUUUAUAAAAUAUGUAUCUACCCAUAAAUGAUACCUAUGGAUCUAAUAUGGUGUACAUACAUCUACCCAUAAAUUUUUAUAAAAACGUUAUAUACUCACAAAGUUAGAUUCCAAAAAAAUGUUUGUUCACUUUGGUAGAUGAGUAUACCUGUUGGCUGUGACACAAUAAUAAAUUCUCCGAAUUCAUUUUAUGAACAUCGCAAAAGAAAUAUUUUCAUAAAAGUGAAAUAUUUUUCUCUUGGAAAUUCCAAAUUAUUUUAUUUUAAUGUUUGGUAUAUAGAUAAAUACUUUAAUAUUAAGAACAAAUUCACUGUUAUAUUUAGCAUAAAAUAUUUAUUAACUGUUUAUUCCUUUAUUU